AACGGACGAGAUAACAUGUUAUCUGUUACGUACAAAUGUGUAUAAAUAAAUUACACACUGACCGCGGUGAUGUUGGAGAAGAUAUCUGCAAAUUACGUUUACAGUUUCAUCAUAAGAAGCUACUGUUCGAUAAGAGUUUCAAAACUGUUUCGAAAACCUUGAAUCGUGUUUAGUUGUGUUGCCGAUGCCACAGUUUUGACAACGUGGUUUGUUUUUGGAUUUUUCUUUUUGGAAAAUGUCUGUGAAAGUGCCCAAAUUUUUGAUCGACAAUUGGAACGGUUUGACUAAAUUAAAGAUAUACAAUGGCCAAACAAAACUGCAACGCCGGGGAAUAUACACGUUGGACCCCAUCGACCCCAAGGAGCCGACUUUCGGCAAAAUCCUGAUAGCGAACCGCGGCGAAAUCGCGUGCAGAGUAAUAAACACGGCGAAACGAAUGGGCAUUAAAAGCGUCGCCGUUUAUUCCGUGGCGGACGCACAAUCCAGACAUGUAAAGUUGGCGGACGAAAGGGUGUUCAUCGGUCCGGCGCCGGCGUCCGACUCCUACCUGGUGAUGUCGAAGAUCAUGGACGCGGUGCGACGGACGGGCGCCGAGGCCGUCCACCCGGGCUACGGGUUCCUGUCGGAGAACGCCAACUUCGUCGGCAUGCUGGAGGAGGAGAAGGUGGCGUUCGUGGGACCGUCGGCGAAGGCGAUCACCGGCAUGGGGGACAAGUUGGAGUCGAAGCGGUUGGCGAUGGCGGCCGGCGUCAACACGAUUCCGGGCUUUGAUGGGGUGGUCCGGGACGCGGAUCACUGCGUCGAGAUUUCGAGGGAGAUCGGCUAUCCCGUUAUGAUCAAGGCUUCGGCCGGAGGUGGUGGCAAAGGGAUGAGGAUUGCCAGAAAUGACGAAGACGCGAGGGAAGGGUUCAAGCUGUCCACGCAGGAAGCCCUGUCCAGUUUCGGGGACAGUAGGAUGCUGGUCGAGAAAUUCAUCGACAACCCUCGUCACAUUGAAAUACAAGUAUUGGGUGAUAAACAUGGGAACGUGAUUUAUCUGAACGAAAGAGAGUGCAGUAUUCAGAGAAGAAACCAAAAAGUCAUAGAAGAAGCUCCAAGUGUUUUCUUGGACGAAGAAACGAGGAGGGCCAUGGGUCAACAGGCAGUGAACCUGUGCAAACAACUGGGCUACUCUUCAGCCGGAACCGUAGAGUUCCUCGUGGACGAAAACCGCAACUUCUACUUCCUCGAAAUGAACACCAGACUUCAAGUCGAACAUCCCAUCACCGAGUGCAUAACUGGUGUAGAUCUGGUCCAGCAGAUGAUACGGGUGGCCAAAGGCCACAAGUUGAAUAUCAAACAGGAAGACGUGAAGAUCAACGGUUGGGCCAUCGAAAGCAGAGUGUACGCAGAAGAUCCUUACAAGAGUUUCGGUUUGCCCAGCAUAGGAAGGCUGCACAAGUACAUUGAGCCUUCUAAGCUUCCAGGAGUUAGAUGCGACAGUGGCAUCGAAGAAGGAAGUGAAAUUAGUAUGUAUUAUGAUCCUAUGAUUUGCAAACUUGUGUGUUAUGGCAAAAACAGGCAAGAAGCAAUCGACAGAAGUAUUACUGCUUUGGAUUCGUACAUUAUCAGAGGUGUUACUCACAACAUUCCUUUACUCAGGGACAUUUUAACUGAAGAAAACUUCAAGCAGGGGAAGAUUAGCACGAAUUACCUGCCACAAAUAUAUCCUGACGGUUUUAAAGGACUGCAACUCAAUGAGACUGACAAGAACAAACUGUUAACAAUCGCCUGUGCUUUGUAUGCCACGAACUCUCUUCGCAACAGGAAUUAUUUGAACGGGCCUCAAAUUAAAAUCCAUAAAGGGACGCUUCAAAAAUGGCAACUCAGUGCAAGGUUAAACGAAGAGGUAUUAAACGUCAACGUCACUCAAAGCAACGGCAAGUUCCAAGUGACAAUCAAUGAUGUAAUCCAUGAGGUGGAGAAGAAAGAUCUGAAUUUGGCCAGUAGUAUUCUCGAAACUAAAGUCAAUGAUGAACCUGUAGUGAUGCAACUGUUUUCUAAGAAUGCAGCUGGUGAAUUUCAAAUAGUUUACAAAGGGACUAACUUCAAGAUAAAUAUUUUAUCGAAGAAGUCAUCGGAUUUGUUGCAUCUGAUGCCAGAGAAACCAAAAGUGGAUGUUUCUAAGUUGGUGAAGUCACCAAUGCCUGGACUUGUGAAGAGUGUUGCUUGCGUUGUUGGUGAUAUGGUUGCGGAAGGACAAGAACUUUGUAUUAUUGAGGCAAUGAAAAUGCAAAACUCGAUGGUGGCAGCAACAACAGGAAAGAUAAAGACGGUGAACGUGAAAGCCGGAGAUACAGUUGGAGAAGAUGAUGUUUUAGUGGAACUGGAAUAAAAGUUUUAAUAUAUUUUAUAUUUUUUAUAUUGUUACAAUAAAAUAUUUUAGUUGUUUUUAUUA
This is a messenger RNA of Aethina tumida (small hive beetle), 2437 nucleotides long. Its product is annotated as propionyl-CoA carboxylase alpha chain, mitochondrial-like. NCBI's taxonomy places the organism in Eukaryota, Metazoa, Arthropoda, Insecta, Coleoptera, Nitidulidae. Gene Ontology annotation, molecular function: propionyl-CoA carboxylase activity; ATP binding; metal ion binding. The coding region runs from base 236 to 2374 and encodes 712 amino acids. Gene Ontology annotation, cellular component: mitochondrion. The record is from RefSeq and is a predicted model, not a curated record. The transcript is spliced from 7 exons.